ACCUCGGAAAAAAAUGGUGUGUCCGUGUUAGAAAUUGACACGACACUUGUAAUCUGUGUCAGAACCGACACCGACACUUGUAAUUAUGUUCAAUUUAUUUUUUUUUAAAAAUUAUUACUGAUGUUGAUGUGGCUUGGUUUCAAUGAGAAACUUUUUACACCAAUAUUUCUAAAAAAGCACACAUUUGAAAAGUGUAUUUUUAGACAACAUAUUUUGCUUAAAGGUAUGCUAAGUCAUGUUGGAGGAUAUAGAAAGUUCCUGAUAACAUAAGUAUUGCUAAAAUAUUUUUUAUAUGCAAUUCUUUGUGAAAUACAAGAUUCACCAGCAUUAUUAAAAAUUAAAACUCAACUUUCAAGCCUGAUACAAGAGUUCCACAUAUAAAUUAAGUUAGACGAAAAACACCCUUGGCACAAACGCCAUAUAAUAUCAAUCACUUUAUUUAACACUAGUUAAUGUUAAGAUCUCUUUGCACAAACCAAUGCAUAAUGCAAGUUCAACUUAAUUAACAAAAUUAUGUUCCAAAACGGUAGUUAGACAAGAAAUGUUGCAUUUCCCUAUAAUCCCAUAAGAAAAGAAUCAACUACUCAAAAAAUUUGACCAUAGAAUUAGUAGGAAAACAUAAGAGGCUAUAAUUGCAUGGCACCUAUAAUUUAAAUCAAAACACCAACCAUUUCGUAGGUUACUACGAUAAAUUUUCAAGGAAAUCCAAUUUUGUAACAAAUCAUGCAAAUAGAAGCAUUGCAACUCUAUUUUAACAUGUCCAAUUUUAUUUCAAGGCACUAAGUGUGUGAGUGUACAUGUGACUAUAUAAAAACAUAACAUAAAUCUAUAUAUAACACUUCCCUUUGGUUCCAACAUGUUAGAAGCUCUUCAAACAUCCUCAAAAAAAGUACAAUGUUGAAUGUUGAUGUUGUUGGUAACAAGAGAAGGAAAAGAUGUGGGAGGGUUUUCAGGUUCAAGAAUUUCGGGGAACAAGGUUAUCCUGUCAUGUUUAAUGGUUCAUCGUUUCGUGAAAAUGUGAAUGUUUUACUUGAAUAUGCGAAUUUGGAGAGUAAUAUAAAUAUGGGAAUGCCUAUGUGGUCUUUUCAACUUGAGUUGCAUCAUCAUCCACCUUUGCAUGUUUUGUUGUUUGUGAUUGAAGAAUCAAUUGAGGCGGCUAUGAAUCGUCAUUGCAACCAUUGUCAAUAUGUUGGUUGGGGCAACCAUUUAAUUUGCAAUAAGAAGUAUCAUUUUCUAUUACCUUCAAAGGAGGCACUAAGUAGCUGCACUACCUGUGAAAAUUGCUGUGACUCAAUUGGUACAAUGAACAAUGGUAAGUCAAAAUUAAUAGAAUUAGAAGGCCAUAUGAUGCAUGGUGUAUUUCACUCUAAUGGAUUUGGACAUUUGCUAUGUGUCAAUGGCUUGGAAAUGGGUUCUAAUUUGGGUGGCAACCAAAUCAUGGAGUUUUGGAAUCGUUUGUGCAAUGGAUUGCAAGCAAGGAAAGUGAGUUUGAAUGACACAUCACAAAAAAGGGGCAUGGAAUUGAGACUUGUGAAUGGGAUAGCAUAUAGUGAACCAUGGUUUGGUCGUUGGGGAUACAAGUUUGGUAGAGGAUGUUUUGGUGUAACACAAUCAAUGUACCAAAAAGCCAUAGAAGCAAUAAGAAGUAUGCCACUAUACUUACUCACACACCAUAUUGCAAACUCAAGUCAUGAAAUCCCAUUAAUUUUCUCAAGGUACCAAACACUUUCUGAUCACUCUCUUAUAACCCUUGGUGACUUGUUUCACUACAUGUUAGAGCUCAAGUCGCGGCUUCCACGCGAAACAUGCAUUGGUUCCUACAACACAAAUGCCCUAGUUGAAACAAAUUGCCGUUGGUCGCCUAAAAGGAUUGAAAUGGCGACGAGGGUUAUCGUCGAGGCCUUGAAAAGAACAGAAUUCAGAUGGAUUUCAAGACAAGAAGUUAGGGAUGCAGCGCGCGUUUACAUAGGUGACACUGGUUUGUUGGAUUUUGUUUUGAAGUCGCUCGGUAACCAUGUUGUUGGAAACUAUUUGGUUCGUCGGAGCUUGAAUCCGGUUACCAAAGUUUUGGAGUAUUGUUUAGAAGACAUUUCUAAUGCUUACCCUUGUCAUGAAGGGUUGGUUAUGAGUAGUAGUAAUAAAGUGAAGGACAAGUACAAGAUCACAAGAGGUCAACUCAUGAAAGACAUGAUUUGUUUGUACAAGUACAUACUUAUUGAUACAAAACCAAUUAUAGGGUCUGAAUUUCUUUCGGCUAUACCAUUGGCAGCUAGAAUAAUUCUUGAUACAAAGUAUCUUAUCAAAGACUAUGGCGAGGUACCUUUGCAAGUUGAAUUAGGAUCAGAAGGAAAAUUCAAUAUUUAUUGCACAAUUUUGUUGAGGAAUGUUAACAAUGUAGGACAUGAUCAUGAGUAUUAUUUGAACAAUGAAAUGUCAAUGCCUCCUUAUGAAUGUAUCACAUUGAAAAAUUGUGCUACAAUUAAUGACUUAAAGCUAGAAGUUGAAAGGAAUUUUAGGGAAAUCUAUUGGGGGUUAAGGGGUUUUGUGGUGGAAUCAAAUGAGAAUUUGAUGAAUGCAAAAGGGAAUGAAAUGGUUUUUGGAAUGGUUGAAGUUGGUGGAAAGCUUGUUCUUGAAGGUUGGCAUGGUAGUGACAUGGUUGAGCAAAUAUGUGAAAGGAAUCCAAAUAAGGGAAUUGUGGAUUGCACUUGUGGAACUAAAGAAGAUGAUGGUGAAAGAUUGGUGUCUUGUGAUAUUUGUGAAAUUUGGCAACACACUAGAUGUGUUAGAAUUCCAAAUGAUGAAGAAGUCCCUCAUAUUUUUCUAUGCAAAAGGUGUGAGCAAGAAAUUGUUCUUUUUCCUUCUUUGCCAUAA
Molecule: messenger RNA, 2871 nt
Organism: Vicia villosa (hairy vetch)
Lineage: Eukaryota; Viridiplantae; Streptophyta; Magnoliopsida; Fabales; Fabaceae
Product: PHD finger protein MALE STERILITY 1-like
Exons: 3
Coding region: 895-2871 (658 amino acids)
Source: RefSeq, a predicted model, not a curated record